This is a messenger RNA of Didymodactylos carnosus, 1038 nucleotides long. NCBI's taxonomy places the organism in Eukaryota, Metazoa, Rotifera, Eurotatoria, Philodinida, Philodinidae. The record is from the annotation of a GenBank genome assembly.
AUGUAUAUUCUUCUUUUGAGAGAUGUACAUUUAACAAUAGCAAAUCAAGCCUUAAGAAAAGAAAUUAAAGAAUUAAUGGCGCUAGUUAAUCGGUGGUUGUUGAGAAGGGCGUUACGCCGUGAAAGAAUUUUUUUUGACAGACAAAAUUCUAUGGAAAUCAUGACAGACGAUUUAUUGACGGCGGGUUAUCGUUUUCAAUUAAUGUGUCUUAUAAGUGCCUCCAAUAAUAUUCGUCGAGCACAAACAAAUCUAUUUGGACAAUAUAAUAUGGACAUAAUGUACAAUAAUUUUGCCGUGAUUAAGACUGAUUUAUGGCAACAACCACAAAUCUUGAAUUUUUUAACAUAUAUCGAUAGAUUAGGUGGCAUUUACAAAUAUCGAUGGGGCGAUGCUCCUAUUCAUACAUUGAUAAUAUCACAAUUUUUAAAACGAAAUGAAAUUGUUCGUUUUCGAGACAUCGGCUACUUUCAUAAACGAGAGUACGUUUGUCCUUAUACAACAAAACUCGUCUGUAAUCCAAAGGACUAUUUUUUACAUAAAGACGCGGAUCCAAGCGGAUCCAUGGGGAUCGGUGCUGAUACAAUCGUUUCUGAAAGUGUAAAAUGGGAUCCGACCGGGAAAGAAAAAAUUUGUUCAACUCGUGCAUUAUUAUGUUGCGAUGGUCCAUUGUCAAUAUUAGAAUAUGAUUGUGAUGAACUAGCUGAUAUUAAAAGACGUGCUGUAUUUUUUUUGAAAUCGGGUGGUCAUGCUGUUAAAAACGGUAUUAAGGGCAGUAUGAAAUACUUAAUUUAUAAGUUAAAGGAAAUUGAAAAGAAACAUACGAAAGAAUCAAAAAUCCAGCAGAAAUGCACAACCAAUCAAACAAUAACCGUGACACCAGUAUCUUCUUCCGGUAAUUCUCUCGCUUCUAAUGCGGUACCUUCAUCCUCAUUAGUCGUUCAACCAUCAAUUGUUCACACUCAGUCAUCUAUUUCGAUCACAUCAACGUUAACUUGUGAGCAACGUAAAGAUAAUGUAGAAGAUAUGAUACAAUCAUGA